AUGGAGGAUGGCAAUUCACGUGUAUGUGUACAUUGCGGUCAUACUUAUGGUUGUUCUUUUUUGAGGGUGUAUUUGAAGUUUUUGGAUGUUCUAGGUACUGUUGGUUGGAUGACAGUAGUAAGCCGGAGAUUAUCACGUUUGUUGGCACAAGUGUAUUGUGCUAAGUCAGACAUUUUAGCCCCGAAAGAUGUCACACCAGCAAAUGCUGUAUACGAUAAAGUUACACAUACCGGACAGGCAUGGGAUCAAGCCGAUUAUCGAAAUGUAAGAUUUACCAUAAUGUCGAAACAAGUGAAUCCAAAUGUUGCACAAAAAUUGAUUGCUGAAGUUCCACCAAUUGAAACAGACCAGCGUGUCGUGCACUGUGAUGGUGGCCAUUCGGCAUUAGGUCAUCCACGUGUAUAUAUUAAAUUGGAUAAACCUGGAAAUCAUGCGUGUGGUUAUUGUGGACAACGUUUCGUCAACACCCAUUUCACUCAAGGCAGUGAACACAGUAUCAAUCAUCUGGUAACAUAGAUACCAAUUUCUCCAGACAUUUGCAAAUCAUCCUUAGCCUUGUAGUUCGAUAGCCUUCUCAUAUAAAAUUGACAUCUGUAAGCGAAUAUAAUGAAACUUGAAUCUCUGAUCCUUCUGCUUUUAUUACUACAGUCCAUGGAUAUAGAACUCUUUAUUACUGAUGCACCAUUCAACCGGUCGCCUAUCUGUAAAAGUUGUCGGUAAUUGUGACCGUUUGACUUUAUCUGCCAAUCAGUGAUAUGACUUUCAUGUCCCCCCAUAACAUAUAUUUGUCAUGUUUCUUCAUGAUUCCCAGAAAUCCACCUAUGGGUGUUUGAUAUUUAAAUUGCAAAACCCAAUAUUUUAUUGUACAAUUAAGGCAAACAAUAUAAAAUCCAUUUAACAGCAGCACAAGUACAAAAUCAUGAAAAUUCUAAAAGAUUUUUGCAAGGUGGCCAGUUCAUUCCCUCUGUUUUGCCUUGUGCACGCAUUCGAUAACAAGAUUAUUAUUGAAAUGCCCUGUACGGCUCUAGAACAUCUAAGAAUUUAAAUGCUUCCCCUCUCCCUUACAGAAGCAAACUUCGCAGUUUGCCUUGUUUCACUUGGUCAACAAGAUGACCGCAACAAAAGAAUUAUUCCAAUAUUAUUAGUACAAACUUGUGAAAUACAACUCAUACAAUAAAACGAAACUGUUGAUCAUAAUACUUUGGAACAAAACAAUUCCCAAUAGCAGGAUCAAAUGAACAUGUGAAGUUAUCGGCUUCAAGGCGUACAUAAGAUUCUCGAGGAAUAAACGCUUUUAGUUUGUGUAUGGAAUAAUAUCACGACAAAAGAAUUUAAACCCUUUUUACUUUAUCAUAGAAAGAUGGAGAAAAAUUUACGGAAAUCCUGCCAAGGCCAUAAAACUUCAUGUUUUUCCCAUCUCCAAAAGUUACCCUGUAA
Messenger RNA from Loa loa (African eye worm), 1437 nucleotides. RefSeq names its product NADH Ubiquinone oxidoreductase Fe-S protein family member. Bases 1 to 516 code for a protein of 171 amino acids. The transcript is spliced from 3 exons. Gene Ontology annotation, biological process: mitochondrial electron transport, NADH to ubiquinone. The record is from RefSeq and is a predicted model, not a curated record. Lineage: Eukaryota; Metazoa; Nematoda; Chromadorea; Rhabditida; Onchocercidae.